Rotaria sp. Silwood2 is the source of this 447-nucleotide messenger RNA. Lineage: Eukaryota; Metazoa; Rotifera; Eurotatoria; Philodinida; Philodinidae. The record is from the annotation of a GenBank genome assembly.
AUGUCUCGCGCUAUUGGUAUAGAUUUGAGAACGACGUAUUCAUGCGUCGGUGUAUUUCAACAUGGUAAAGUUGAAAUCAUUGCUAAUGAUCAAGGUAACAGAACAACACCGUCUUAUGUUGCAUUUACGGAUAGUGAACGUUUAAUUGGUGAUGCAGCUAAAAAUCAAGUAGCUAUGAAUCCUAAUAAUACAAUAUUUAAUGCUAAACGACUUAUUGGUCGUAAAUUUGAUGAUUCAACUGUACAAUCAGAUAUGAAACAGUGGUCAUUUAAAGUAAUUAAUGAUAGUGGAAAACCAAAAAUUCAAGUUCAAUAUAAAAAUGAAACAAAAUUAUUUACACCAGAAGAAAUUUCAUCGAUGGUUUUAACUAAUAUGCAAGAAGCUGCUGAAGAUUACCUUGGUAAAAAAAGUUCAAGAUGCUGUUGUUACUGUUCCAGCCUAUUUUAA